AUGGCCAACCAAGGCUCCAGCAACACCGAACAAGGAAUUCCUUGGGAUCGACUCAUCCAAUUCGCAAAUAGCAAAAAGGCUGAAGAAAAGAUCACCGGGAAACCUGCACAGCUGGAAAAGCAGCAGCUUGCCGCAAUCGCGAUGCUCAUCGAACUUGUUAAGGACAUUGAAGUUGAUGACACCUGCGUGAGUCGGCUUUUUGAAUACUGCCAGCAGAAAAAGAUCACAACCCCCAAAUUCACUUCAGAGACAUUCAAUCAGUCCGUUGCGGGUACAGUUAUCCCGCGAUCUCGCGUCAUCUGCACAUUGCCAUCCAACAACCAGCAGUUCCCCCAAGAGGGCUAUGGCUACGCUUUUGGCGAAGAAAUUCCAACUUUCAAAAAGGCACAAAAAGCGAAGAACUUUGCAGCUAUGCAGGCACUCAACUGGCUUCAGGGACAAGGCCCAACAUCAUCUAGAGGCGAGAAGCGCCCAGGUUCAGUCAUAGGGGAAUCUCCUACUCGCACGAAGAGGAGGACUGAGGACGAAGACAACCCUAACGGCAGUACGCCGGUUUCAAUCACGGGAAAACAUCCCAAUCAGACCAAGACCGAAGAGGAGAACAACUCUGACGGCGGAGCGCUGACGGCUGAUUCUUCGCAGGCCAGUGAUCCUACGCCGGCUUCGACUGCUGGCAUUCAGGGACCUACCAUUCGUGAGCGAGCUGCUAAGCUUGGUGUUGAUAUGGAAUUCGGCAUCCCAAAGUAUUUCGUUGAACAAGACAACGAGGGAGAAGACACUUGGAAGGGGCGGCCCAUCUUCCGGCACGAUGGUAGAAUUCCUCCAGACACGGGCGUUGUGACUGGGGUUAAGGGACGGCAGCAGGCAGAGGAUUUGGUUGCACAGAAAACUCUCGAGUGGCUAGAGGGUGAAAAGAAGAACAGGGACACGCUAUAUGAGCAGAUGAUAGCUUCUGUUCCGAGACCAACUUGA
Messenger RNA from Fusarium coffeatum, 972 nucleotides. RefSeq lists its product as uncharacterized. The record is from RefSeq and is a predicted model, not a curated record. Lineage: Eukaryota; Fungi; Ascomycota; Sordariomycetes; Hypocreales; Nectriaceae. The coding region runs from base 1 to 972 and encodes 323 amino acids. The transcript has 2 exons.